Messenger RNA from Cydia fagiglandana, 11043 nucleotides. It is a transcript of the gene Myo81F, whose product is annotated as myosin-I heavy chain. Bases 318 to 7103 code for a protein of 2261 amino acids. Gene Ontology annotation, cellular component: cytoskeleton; myosin complex. The record is from RefSeq and is a predicted model, not a curated record. Gene Ontology annotation, molecular function: ATP binding; protein binding; cytoskeletal motor activity. The transcript is spliced from 40 exons. Lineage: Eukaryota; Metazoa; Arthropoda; Insecta; Lepidoptera; Tortricidae.
CGAUCUGUCAGUCUUCGGCCGGGCGUUGUUGUGUUGUUUGUGUCAGAUCUGUCAGGAUUAAAAUUAAAAAUCUUGACGAUCAAAUAUUUUUUGUGGUUUCUGAUUAUUGUGUUUAGUGUUUUGGACGCAGUUCUAUUUUAUAAGAAUAUUUUAAGUAUUGUGUUUAGUUAUUAUCGAUGUAUUGGAUUUUUUGAAACUAUUUGUGUACACAUGUGAUCAAAUCGAUACAAUAAUUUGCGAGUUUAUCUGCGUUUCUGAGGAUUUUUGAACGAUGAUUCAGCCGUAACUUGCCGGAGCAGUAUCUCCAAACAGCCAUCAUGGAGGAGCGGGAGGCGGAGGGCCCGGGCGUGCCCGACAUGACGAUGAUGCCCCAGAUCACCGAGGACGCCAUCAACGACAACCUCAAACGCCGCUACAAACACGACCUUAUAUAUACAUACACAGGUUCAAUUCUAGUCGCAGUGAAUCCCUACAAGGAGCUGGGAUGUUACACAACGGAGCACAUGCAAGAAUUUCGAGGCAAAGCCUUUGGGAACCUGCCGCCGCACGUAUUUGCUUUAGCGGAGUCCGCCUACAGCUCGCUACGGAAUGGUGAGAAAAAUCAGUCCGUAGUGAUUUCGGGGGAAAGCGGUGCCGGCAAGACGGAGACGACGAAAUUGAUAUUGCAGUACCUUUGCGCUGCUGGCGGCCAGGCCACGUGGGCGGAACAACAGAUCCUUGAAGCCAACACGGUUUUGGAAGCAUUUGGUAAUGCAAAAACAGUCCGCAAUGACAAUUCAUCUCGCUUCGGAAAAUUCGUGGAGGUGCGGCUCGACAACCGCGGAGGCAUCCGCGGCGCUGUGCUCCGUGAUUUCCUCUUGGAGCGGGCUAGGAUCACGGGCCCUUCGCCAAGGGAGACCAACUACCAUGUGUUCUAUCAGCUGGUUGAGGGCGCUAAGCACAACACCGAACUACGCACAGCCCUCCGUCUCCGCGACGGAGUUCAGUUCAAAUACCUUCGCCCGGAAGACGAAGACGCUCGCAAAGGCCUGGGCGGCGAGCAGGGCAAGCUGGAGGCCCUACAACUGGCCUUGACAGUUCUACAAGUGCCGCUACAGAUGUGCGAAGGACUGUUCAAAGUGCUAGCAGCAGUGCUGUGGCUUGGGAAUAUACAGUUUCAGGAUGUGGACGGAGAACGCAGCGCCCUGGCGCCGGAAGAUGCAGAAGCGGUGGACGCUGUCGCGAACCUGUUGGGCCUGGCGCAACCCACCGCCCACAAGGUGCUGCUAGAGCGACAGAUCAACGUGCGGGGCAACGUUACCGACAUUCCGCUCAGGUUACACGAGGCCCGAGAAAACCGGCACGCCAUGGCGCGAGCGCUGUACUCGCGAACAUUCGCGUGGCUGGUGCGCCACGUGAACAGCUGCUCGGCGCCGGGCCGCGAGGCGCCGCGCUCGCUCGGCGUGCUCGACAUAUUCGGCUUCGAGAACUUCGCCGCCAACUCGCUCGAACAACUCUGCAUCAACUACGCCAAUGAGAAGCUGCAUAUGUUCUUUAAUAACUACGUGUUCGCGUUGGAGCAAGAAAUCUACCGUCAAGAAGGCAUAGUGUACAACCAAAUCCAGUUCACGGACAACGCGGCAUGCCUCGAGUUGCUGGAGAAGCCGCCGCGAAGCUUGCUCAAACUGCUAAGUGAACAGUGCCAUAUGCCCAAAGGCUCAGAUGGUGCGUACCUGACGAAUAUCCAGGGUGAAUUCGGCGAGCACCAGAGCUUUGUGAAGGGCUCUAGACGGAAAUGGGAGGAAGAGUUUGGUGUUCAGCAUUAUGCGGGCACGGUAUGCUACAGCGUGCAAGGUUUCGUGGAUAAGAACAGAGACACGCAGCAGGACGCGUUUAUAGACCACCUGAGCAGAUCGGCCAACCCAUUCGUCAGAGAAUUGGCCGAUUACGUCCAGGAUUUGGCGCCUCCUGGACAGGAUCUGUCGCUUUCAAGUCCAAGCUCAAUGGGCACCACGCAGCGAGGGACCUCCAAAGGUCGGCCGACCGUCGUCGACACGUUCAGAGCACAGCUGCAGUCGCUGGUCGAUAUGUUACAAGCCACCGACGUGUGGUACGUCCGCUGCAUAAAACCGAACGAGAACAAAGAGGCGGGCACAUACAGCGACCAGCUCGUGCUGGAACAGCUGCGCUACCUGGGCAUGAACGAGAUCGUGCGCAUCCGACGCGACGGGUACCCGGUGCACCUGCCCACGGCCGCCUUCCAGGCGCGCUACCGCUGCCUGCUGCCGCACCCGCGCCGCCAGCCCGACGUGCCAACUGUAAUGUCAAUUGUGAACGCGCCGCAAGGCGACUGGCAGAUCGGCCACACGAAAAUAUUCAUGAGAAGUUCGGUCCAUUUGCCUCUCGAAGCCAAACGGACACAUUUACUUCAGUCUUCAGCAUUACGGUUACAAAGGUGGUACAAGGGCUCCGUGAAGCGCCGCCAAUACCUCCAAUGGCGCAACGCCGUGAUAGUCCUCCAGGCGGCGUGGCGCGGUUGGAAGGAGCGAGCCGCGUUCCUCCGACUACGCCGCGCCACUUUGACACUGCAGCGGCAUCUGAGAGGAGCCUUCGCGAGGGAAGUCGCGGCAGCGCUGAGAGAGAUGAAGCGGGUGAACCAGGAGAUCAAACUGAGGGAGGAGAGAAACAGCCUCGCAGAGAAAGCGAACCAGGAGCGAGUGGAGCUCGAAAACAUGGCCGACCAGCUGCGCGGCCUCGCCAACCCGAGCGGGCGCGUGGACUCGGUCAACCUGGACAACCUGUUCGACUUCCUGGCGGACGUGCCGGCGCAGCGCGGCGCGCCCGACGGCCAGCCCGCGCACCAGCCCAGCAUCGCCGAGAUCGGCGACUCCAUGGAGCGCCUGGCCGAGGACCUGCACCAUGAGCUGGAACAUGUACUGGCUGCCGAGAUGAACGAGCUAAGCAAAUCGACGACCGAAGCCCAACGCAAGCCAGACGGCGCGCCGUCAGACGCCAUACCACCCCCACCGCCCUCCUCCCUACCCCUCACAUCCAUCCUCCAACCAUCCACUCCCGUAUCCAGCACGCCCAUAAACGGCACCAGCGUCAUGACUGCCUCUAUGAACGGCACAUCUAACGCGAUGACGUCAUCGGUGAACGGGCUCAUGUCGACGUCGAUGAACGGCGUGAUGACGUCAUCGAGCGGGAGCGACGUGCUGUCGGCGAGCCUGCCGCCGCCGCCGCCGCCCGCCGAGCCGGUGCCGGAGUCGCCGGUGUUCCCGCCGCCGCCGGUGUGCAUGCUGCCCGAGCCGGCUGGUCCACCGCCGCCGCCGCCACCUGGAGGCAAAGACACAACUCCGCCGGAACUCACAAACGGCGUAAUACCGAACGGGAAACUCUCGGUAUUGAACGGCAAAGAACCAAUAUACGAGGCGGUCAUACCACGACCGAAUGCCGAGCCCGAGCCAGCUCCGCCGCCACCUAUGCUACCACCGGAGAAUGGUUUCUCAUCGCGAGAGCCUGAACCUGAGCCUGCGGCCCCACUCCCGCCGCUACCCGUUCAAAAGACGCCCCAGCCCAAGCCGCCGAGCAUCAUGACGAGCAGCGUGACGUCACAGAAACUCCCGCCCUCGAUGACGAGCAGCGUGACGUCACGCAAGUCGGCCACGCCGCCGCCCCUGCCCAUGGACACCUGCAUUAGCCCGCCGAAUAUGAUGAACGGGGAUACUAAUAGCACAGAACGCAACGCGCGUCGUAAAGAGCGCGUUGAGCGUCGCCUCCACCAGAUGGAGGCAGCCGCCAGCCCGCCCGCCUCCGCGGUUCCCCCCACCACCCCGCCCGCGGACGCCACCAACGACCUCAGCGAAUUUGCUAAGCUGUACUUCAAUGACCACCCCAGGUCGCCUGAAGGUACAAUAAUAGCAACGCUCACACGCAAGAGCAAAUCCAUGGAGUUGCUAACCAAAGAGGAAAUGAUAACGUAUCACAAGGGAAACAAUAUUCCCACCUCACACAUACAACUGCACGACCCGGACAGUGUCACGGCUGCCGUCAAUAUAUUCCGCGAUUUGUGUCGGUAUAUGAGAGGAGAGCUAACCGCGGAUAAGGAGACACAAGUGAUUCAAGCUUUGAUCGGCAAGGGGUUAGAACGGGAAGAGUUAAGGGAUGAAAUAUUGGUUCAAUGUGUCAGACAGAUCACCGAGUGCCCCGUCGAAGAAUGGGCCGAGCGAGUAUGGCUGAUCCUCUGCCUGUGCGCCGUUGCCUGGCAACCGUCUCGCGGUCUCUCGCGUUACUACUGCGCGUGGUUGCGACAGCGAGCGCGGGUGUCCCCUUCAGCGCCCGCGGCCCGGGCGGCGCAUUGCGCGCAGUGGUGUCUUGAUAACUGUCGAGGCGCCGCGCCGAGGUUGCUACCGCCUAGCACUGUCGAAAUUGCGGCGAUGCGACGGCUCGGCACGAUAGUCUGCCGAUUCUUCUUCCUCGAUGGGCGCACUAAAGCCAUCGACGUGCACCCGGCCGACACCGCAGCGGCGGCGGCCGCUCGGCUCGCCGACAAGCUGGGCCUAGCGCCGCAUUCAAGGGCCGGCUGGGCUGUGUACCAACAGCGAGGGAAUCGGGAGGAGCAUGUGCGCGCCACGCACUAUCUAUACGACGUCAUCGCUGCUUGGGAGAUGCAACAAGGUCCCGGCGGCGGUUCCGCAGACAACCGCUUCGUGUUCAAGCGGCGGCUGUUCCGCGGCGGCCGCGAACUUCCGCACGACCCUGUCGAGGUGGCCCUGCUCUACGCUCAAGCCGUGCACAGUGUCGUCAAGAUGGACGAGUUUCCAGUGUCGGAGAAGGUAGCCCUGCAGCUGGCAGGGCUGCAGGCGCAGGUGGCGCUGGGCGAGCCGCCGCCGAGCCCGCCGCCGCCGCACACGCGCGCCUACUACGCGCACCCCGACCAGUUCCUGCCGCAGCGCGUCGCGCGCGCCCGCCCGCAGCACCAGUGGGCCACAAUUCUGGCUCAAGCGCACCGGCAGUUCGGCGCCGGGCGCGCGGAGCUGACAGCCAAGGCUCUGUACCUGUCCUGCGUCAUGCAGUACCCGCUCUACGGGGUCACACUCUUCCCUGUCACCUACAAAGGAUACUGGGCGCACGGUCCUAACGUACUACUCGGAGUGGGCGCCGAAGGCGUCGUGCUAGUCCGUCCGUCGGACAAGGUCGCGCUCGCCGAGUACCCGUACAGCAACAUCGCGGCGCUCGUCAUGGACCCCGUCGACAACGGGCUCACCAUCAGCCUCACGCACCACGGCCAGCACGACGGACACCGGUGCAUAGUCCUGGAGUCGGCGCAGAAGAACGAGGCGGCGUGGCUGAUGGCGGCGUACAGCCCGGUGCUGGGCAACGGGCUGGCGGACGAGCCGCCGCGCCGCGCCGCGCCCGCCUCCGAGCGCGCGCGCCUGGCCGCCGCGCUGCGCGCCGCGCGCCGCGCGCUCGUCGACGCCGCCGUGCUGCGCCGCCCCACCGACCUCUCCGCCGGGAACUUCCUGAGAAACACGCUUAGAAGACUGAGCAAGCACCGUCUCGAGCGGGUGCGGCUAGACAUGGCCGCGGAGACGCAGGGCGAGUGCUACAAGGGCUUCCCGGCCGGCUACUGGUGCUGGUCGCGCACGCUCCCGCACAGCCUCACCAAGCUCAACGAGGCCGAGGAGGUGGCCGCCAUGCAAAUAUUCAAGGAUAUAAUGAGCCACGCAGGCCUGAACACCAAUGAGGGUAGCACCACCAACUUGGCCAACAACAACAGCGUGAGCAGCCAGGAGAGCGACAGCGACGACCGCGUGGCGCUAGCCCAGUCGCUGCUGCAGCGCUGCUUGCAGAAGGACACGCUGCUCAGCGAGCUGUAUGUGCAGCUCAUCAAGCAGACGACGGACCACCCCGAGCCAUCGUCGCGCGUGUCGGCGCGGCACUGGGCGCUGCUGUGCGCGGCGGUGGGCGCGGCGCUGCCGCCCACCAAGCCCGUGCGGCGCCUGCUGCUCGCGCACCUGCGCUACCGCGGCACCGCGCUGCACGCCGGCGAGGAGGGCAAGUUCGCCCGCCGCGCCGAGCAGGUGGCACUAAGCAUAGCGCAAGUGCCUCGUCGUGCCGCCGCUCCCUCCAAGGAAGAGUUACUGUGCGCGGCGGCGCGCAGGCCACUCCACGUGCGAGUACUACUGCUGGACGGGAAGCAGCUGGGGCUCGUGUUCGGGCCGGCCGCCACCGCCGACCACCUCGUGGCGAUGCUGCGCGACAAGAUCGGCCUCAGCGAAGCCGCUACAGGGUACGCGCUGUACGAGGUGUGCGCGAACUCGACGCCGGCGGGCGCGGGCGAGCGCGCGCUGGGCGGCAGCGAGCGCGUGGGCGACGUGCUGGCGCGCUGGGAGAAGGCCGGCGCCACCGCCGCCGCCUGCAGGCUAGUGUUCAAGAAACGGCUGUUCCUCGGCGAGCGACCGCUUCACACGGCGUGCGCGGCCGAGAUGGAGCUGCUCUACUACCAAGUGCUGCACUCUAUACGGCACGAUCGCCUGCCCAUCGAGACCGACGAAGCUGUGAUGGUAGCGGCCCUCCACGCGCAAGUGGUAGGCGGCGAGUGCGCGGGGGGUGGAGAAGAAUGCGCGGCGGCGGCGGCGGCAGUAUUACCUGCAAGGAUCGCGCUGCCCGCGCCGGCCGUGCGCCUGCACCACCUGGCGCUGCGCGGCACGCCGCCGCACGCCGCCAUGCAGCGCGCGCUCACGCUCGCCAGCUCCUGGCCGCUCACCAGGGCCACCAUUUUUGACGUCAUGCAAUCGUUCACAUCGAACUGGCCGCGCGCGCUGUGGCUGGCGGUGGACGCGCGCGGGCUGACGCUGCUGCGGCGCGGCUCGCGCGCGGCGCUGGUGUCGCACGACCACGACCAGCUGCUAGCCGUGUCGCCCGCGCCGCGCGCGCUGCUGCUCGUCACGCGCGCCGAGCGCAAGCACGCCAAGCUGGUGCUCUCCACCGACCAGGCGUACCAGAUAGCCACGCUGAUAAAGGACUACAUCGAAGCGGUGCGCGGGCCCGUGUCGCCCGCCGUGGCGCCGCCCGCCGACCCGUGCGGCGCCGCGCCCGCGCGAGCGCCUCCCGCCUCGUGACACCCGGCCACAUAGUGCCAGUGCUUCCACGUCCGGCAGUGAACGAUCAGGAGACAGCACGACACAUUCGCUGACCGAAACUAAACCUUACAUCGUUGAGGUAAGGUUUACUGGCGAUCAGCUAUGUGCCGACGGUUGAGAAGCGGCGACUUUGCUGACCGAUUGUGGACCUUAUCCUGCUGCGAUAAGGUUUUCGAACGGUCAGCUAGUGUCGACGCCGGUACGGGCGGGUUGCGGUUUGGCUGACCGUACAUACAGUACUACCUCUUUUAUAACUACAUACUAUUACGUUCCUUGGUCUUCUUGAUGGACCUUCGGCUAGGAAUUGACUGAACGAGGGUCUAUACUUCGUUUUUUUUAGCAUUAGAAAUUAGUUAAACAAUCUUGACGUGUCUUUUAAUUGAAAAACACAUUUUAAAAAUAAGUUUCGGAAAAUAUGUAACAAUUAUGAAUCUAAUACGAUCAUUUAUAUUCUUCUGCUUUCAUAAGUAAUAGUUAUUGAUUUUUAAAAAGCAUUUUUCAAUUAAAAGACAUGCCAAGAUCGGUUACCUUCUUUGAAGUUCUUUCUAAUGCUAAAAAAAACGAACUAUAGAUAGAGACCUAAAAUGGCACAUAAUUUCCUAACAAUUAGUGCCCAUUUUAAUAAAUAAAACAUUGGCGUAUGAUGGAUAUCAUGUGUAAUUUUAAGGGUCUUCGAGAGACUAAUAAGACCGAGGAAUAUUCUCGAUGUAAUUUAUAUCUGUGGCUCUGCUGGGCACGAUCUUUUAAAAGACGGUGAAGAUAAUUUUGUUUUAGAAAGGUAAAUUAUGAGCUUCCGAUUUGCGUCAUAAUGUCUUCCGUUAGUUACCGCCUUACUAGAAUAUCGAUUAUACAUUCGGCAGCCAAACUUUACAAACCCCAACUUAGCACUCGAUUUUAUGUAGAGUAGCUAAGUUGGUAACUACUCCUCGUUUAAUGGUCGUUAGUUAAUAUGAAAGAUUAGACCAGACUAGGAGUGGUUUCGCUCGUCAGGUCCGGAAAUGUUAAGCCAAGACGGAGAAGUAAAUGUUGAACUCACACCUGAUUGAUAAAGAAAAUUAAACCUUAUCGCUAUAACAGAGGGUUUAAAUUACGACUAGUAUGAUGCUGAAAAGGUUUACUAGGCUGGCAUAAUGCAAAGCUUUAUUUUUAAUAUUUAUCUAAAAGCAUAUCAGCGAGACAGUGUAAAAUCCGCAUUUACUUCAGAUCACAGCAGGCAGGUACAGUGGUGUUCGGUUUCGAGUGUCAGGAUGGACGAUUUCAGUUACCAGAAGACGGGGAAGCAAACAAAAUUAAUCAUAGUAUACAGUAAUCUAAAACGGUACAUAACUGUAAAUUUACCCCCAUUCACAUUGAGCCUCUAGCCGCCCAUAUGUCAAACCAUGCCAAGCAAAAUGAAAUUUUGAGUUUGUCAACACAAAGUUCACAUUAGAAUGGAACAGGAAACCUUUUUAUAGGUCUUUGGGCGGCUAGAGGUUAAGAUGAUAUUAACUAAUAUAGGAUUCAGUGACAAAGAGUGCGGGUAAAUUAACAGAUAUUACAGAUCUUAGAGUAAAUAACUCAGACAAAUCAAUCCGCUAAAUAAUAAUAGAAGUAAUAUUCCACGUUUAUCCAUUACCUAACAUAAAACUGCCAGUAUUAGUGCUGUUAAAAUUGAAGGUGUUACUAAUUAAUGUUGCAGUUUAGACUUAUUGAGUGUUAAAAAUUAUAUUCAAAAGUUAAUAGAUAGCGUAAAGUUAAUCUAAUCUAUCCCUUCUCUGUGGUUAACUGUAAGCAGCUCGACAUUUUACCCUUUAGCUAAGGUACUUAUAUUGUGCAUUUUGUGACCUAGUAAAAUAUACAUUUAAAUGAAUUAAAUUACUCAUUGAUAUAGUUGCUCACGUAACGAUAACGGCGCUACGAUUUUACUCAAUUUUCUAAUCGUUAUGCGCCUCUCAAUAGUAUAUAAGAUUAGAUGUUAUGUGGCCACGAAAUGUACUCCAUAAGUAAAUGUAUUCACCGACAUUGGUUAGCAAUAUAACAAGCAAAUAGGUGUUAUUAACUUAAAAUUCCAAAUGGAAUGAAAUAUAGCUAAAUAUUUACCCAUUAGCUUAAUUUCUAGCUAAUCAAUGGUGUUUUAAAUAAACGUAACAUCAUCUAAGAUAAGUAAAUGUUGAUGCUAGCUAGUGUAACCUUCCUAAUGUAAUCCAGCCCACAGAAUCCUCCCAUAUGAAAUAUCGAAAUGUAUUUUUAAAAUAUAAAAUAAGGUAGUUUCUCACCUCAUAUCAUCACUCGUAAUAUGAUUGCAUACUUCUUUAGAACGACCUAGGUAGUUAUAGUAGGUACUAGGUAUCCUCUAGCUCUCCACGUAUAAAAACUUUCCAAGACAAAUGUAAUUUUGAUUUGUCGAAAUGAAGUUUAAUAUUAAAAUGGCCUUUUUAUAGGCCUCUGGGCGGCUAGAGGAUCACAUUAAUUUCUGAUGUCUACGAACGCCUAACAUUCUUCUUCACUUGAUAAUGAUAACUGAAAUCUUUUCAAUUUCUGCAUUUCAAAAUCUAAGUUGAAUAUAACUUAUAUAUUCGUGCGGCGGUAUGAUCAACUCUCGCCCACAAUUGAUUCAGCCCAUUGUGGCCACAAUGCCCAAGUUAGAAAUUCAAUACGACUUUCCGCCACAUAGUAGUGGCUCCAUUAUCACGAAAAGGAUUUAUAAAAUCUACCUUUCUCAAUAAUUAUAAAGUAUUAUUCAGUGUGCGCAUAGAUCGCUUUUCGUAUGGAUCCAAUUUUUCGUUGUAAUAAUUUGCGGCCCGACUAUUGAUAGCGUUAAAAUUUCUUGACUUUGAUUUACAAUGUAAAAAUUGGGUAUAAUAUACAUUUGCAUAAAUCUCUUGAUAUCUUGUGUUGUGCCUUGAACAAGCAAGAAUAAUGGUGCUAAUAUCGACCUAGAUGACUUGACAUCUAAGGUAUGUCAGUAGCCAUUAUUCUUAGCGUCUUAUAUUCAGUGAGCGACUUGUGCAAAUUUAUUGUGACUGCGAGAUAAUUACUUAUUGUUUACAAAUUAUAUAGCAUCAUCUAUUAUAUACUAUACUAAUAUGCACAAUGUUAUAAAUCAAUAUUUUAUGGUUAUACAUAAUAUAGAUCUAAUUAUGCAUUUCAUGCUAAUGAACUUAGGGUAACAAACUAGCUUAAGGCCCUAUACUCCCUUUUAAUUGAGUCCUACAUAUAGAGGUUAAUUCUCAACAAUGUGACUCAAUGCUUGCACCUAUGUUGACUGUUUAUCAGUUUUCCGCUGGUUUGCUAACUUGUGUUUCUGAUCUCAUAAUGAGUAUUAUUUAUUUAGAGGCCAUAUUGCGUUGUAAUUAAUAGUUAUUUUUUUAAAUUUAUUUAUUGCGAUUAAUGUACAUAUUUGCAAGAAACAAGUAAACCAAAGAUUUUGAAUCAUCCCUUUGGAUAUUUUUAUUUUUGACAAAUUUAACUACUUUUUAUAAUUUAAUAUUAACAUUUUGUAUAUAAAAUUAUCAUUAGAAUGAUAAUCUUUAUGACGUAAAGUUCUCUUUACAUUAUAGGAGAUAUUUAAAGCACUAGGGCUAAUGCAACAUUUGGCAUUCAACAAAAUAUAGUUAGCUUCAGCUUGUAAUAUUCACUACAAUUGUUUCUGCAUGCAUCAGUUUCAUGCUUUGCAUUUAUUGGAUUAGGGUACUACAUUGUAAUAUUCAGUGCUGUUAGUGAUGACAAUAUUUUGUAACAGACUUGUUUCUUUAUAGGUUUAAGAUUCUAAGUAUAGAACUAUUUGACCCAUAGGUUUUGCGUGACUACCGCACUGUACUGCCCGAAUAGACUGAAAUGUCCAAAUAUUUCCUUUUUUGAUAUUUGAUAAAUUGUUUUGUUACAUUUAUGUAUGGUAUUUUACCCCAUGAUUUGAAUGCCAAAUAAAUAAUAAUUGAUA